AUGAUUCGGGUAGACCUUUAUCAUCAACCUUCAAAUACUAAAACUGUUUGGUUUUCAAAACGAAACUUUAGAAAACUAAACUUGUCAUGCUUUAUAAAAGAAUUGCAAGUCAUGCCAUGUUGCUUAUCACCUGAAAACAACGCGGACUAUUAUGCUGAACAAAUAAGAUCAAGUAUAGCAACUGUUCUUAAUCAUUUAGCACCUAUUCAAAAAUAUUCAAUGCGACUUUGUAAACAUGAUGACAAAUGGUUAUCUUCAGAUGCCAAGAAUAAAAAAAUCAGACGUCAUAAACUGGAGCAUUAUUAUAGAAAAGCUGGUAGUUUAUCAGAUAAAAAAUUAUAUCGAACUGCAUGCCGUGAGGCAGCAGCAGCAAUUCUCAAAUCCAGAUGUAGUCAUUAUCAGGCGAAACUAAAUUCAGCAUACGAUGAUCAAAAAGAAACAUGGAAGAUUGCUAAGAAAUUUCUACAUUCAAAUAGUUCUAAAACUAAUAACACAAUCCCAGAAGCAAAAUGUGAUAUAACAAGUCAAUAUUUCAUACGCAAACUCAAAGUUAUAAAGAACACUAUCCAGGAAAGGCUUGCAAAAGCCCCAAUAUCUAAAUUUAUCUCAGAGUUAUCUCCCCCUGUAGAUAUAUUAACAACAUUUGGUACAGUCACACCUACAGAUGUGUCAAAAAUAAUCAAAACUCUCAAACCUAAGACAUCGCCACUUGAUAUUAUUCCAACAAACAUCCUUAAAUCUCGUUCAGAAAUAUUUUGUCCAAUUAUAGCUCACCUUGCUGACCUUUCAUUCAAAUUCGGAAUUUUCCCAACUUUAUAUAAAGUUGCUCAAAUAUCACCAAUUCCCAAAAAAUCAGGACUGCUUGCUUUAUCUAGUCUUCGUCCAUACUUAACAUCAUCUGUCAACUUCAAUCCUCUACAUUCUGGUUUUAAAUCUUAUCACUCAAGCGAAACAGCACUCUUAAAGAUAUGUAAUGAUAUUCUGCUAAACAUUGAUGAUGGUUUGACCACUAUUUCCCUAUCUCUGGACAUAUCUUCACCAUUUGAUACAAUCGAUCACAGCCUGCUGAUUACCCGUAUUAAGAAUGAAUUUGGUGUCACAGAUAUUGCAUUAAAAUGGCUAACAUCAUACUUGCACUCUCAAAAAUCUUUUGUUUCUAUUGGAUCAUCAAAUUCUAGACUAAUAGCAAGUUCAACAGGAGUACGACAGGGUAGUACUUAUUUAUUACGGUUUCAUCAUAAAGAUAACAUCAACAAAAUCACUGAGUGUGCUAAUGCAGUAACAACAUGGUUUCUAGAAAAUGGACUUCUGCUUAAUCCAAAUAAAAUAGAAGCUAUUUUAUUUGGAUCUACAAAACAAACUAGCAAAUAUAAAAAUGAUUCGAAUAUUGCAUUUUCUGGAACCACAAUAACUAUAAUAAAUUCAGUAAAAAUCCUUGGAGUCACUCUAGAUUCAAAGCUCUCUAUGGACAAGCACAUAAACAAUACUAGCACAUAA
Molecule: messenger RNA, 1497 nt
Organism: Hydra vulgaris (swiftwater hydra)
Lineage: Eukaryota; Metazoa; Cnidaria; Hydrozoa; Anthoathecata; Hydridae
Source: RefSeq, a predicted model, not a curated record